AAUCUAACAUGGACUGCCUGUCGUGACAAGAAAAAUAAGAAGUAUUCUGCCCUUGACAACAAUGGCGACUGCUACAAAAAUUAUCCAAAGGCUCAGAAAUCUUUUAUCCGGGCAUGAUCUGCAAGCAAAGCUCCAGUUGCGCUACGGUGAGAUUGCGAAGAGGACCCAACCACCCCCCAAACUUCCAGUUGGUCCCAGUCACAAGUUUGCCUUCAAUUACUAUAAUGGCAGAGAUGGGCGUAGAGAGUCUGCACCAGCCACCGUCGUGAUGUCCAGUCAAAAGGCCCUCGCUGCUGGCCAAGCUCUGGAGGUGCCAGCAAAGCGUCCUGUCACACCUGGUAAUGUUCCCAGGGAGCUCACGCUGUCUACAGACCAGCCAUACCUCUGAACAACAUCAACAAAUCAUUUUUCUCCUGACUUACUUUAGGCCUGACAGCAGAGCACAAUGUUGCUCUCCCUAUUGUUCAAAACCUGUAAAAUAUCUAAGUGUUAAUAAAUUAUCUAAUGUUUGAAGAAA
Salvelinus sp. IW2-2015 is the source of this 517-nucleotide messenger RNA. It is a transcript of the gene ndufa7, whose product is annotated as NADH:ubiquinone oxidoreductase subunit A7. Bases 62 to 388 code for a protein of 108 amino acids. The record is from RefSeq and is a predicted model, not a curated record. The transcript has 4 exons. Lineage: Eukaryota; Metazoa; Chordata; Actinopteri; Salmoniformes; Salmonidae. Gene Ontology annotation, biological process: mitochondrial electron transport, NADH to ubiquinone; ATP synthesis coupled electron transport. Gene Ontology annotation, cellular component: mitochondrial inner membrane.